Messenger RNA from Paramecium primaurelia, 1984 nucleotides. Lineage: Eukaryota; Ciliophora; Oligohymenophorea; Peniculida; Parameciidae. The record is from the annotation of a GenBank genome assembly.
AUGCAAGGCUCUUUUUUAGAGAAGGAAGCUCUAGCUGACAUCUUUAGUCAAAUAAAAGGUGUAGAUGAGCAAAUUUUUGGUGUCAUUUUAGAAAAAUUAAGAAAGGAAAAAGUUUAAGGCAUCAUUGGAUAUCUUUCUGAUAAGGGGACUCAAAGCCAAUUAGAAUCAUGUAUCUUAAAAAAAGGAGUCUUUAUCACCCAGGCUGAUAAAGAAUAGAAAUUGUCUGUAGUUAGAAAUGAUAUCAUAUAAAUCACAGAAGUCUUAAGAAAAUUAAAAGACCAUGACUUCAAUAAGAUAAACUAUUCCUCUGAAGAAAAUUUAGAAUCUUCAUUAAAUCUAAUUAAUAGCGUCAAGGAUAAUAAAUAGAUCAUCGAAUUUCUUUAAUUUUUAGUUCAACUUACAUCUAUUGAUAACUCUCUAAUAUAAUGCGGGUCUAAUUCAUUACAUAUAUUAGUUUAUAUGAGGGUGGACCUUAGAAAUAAAUGUUUUGAAAAUAUCAGGAUCAAGAAUACUUCUAUAAUUAGAGGUAAUUUUGUUGGAUUUAAUUUCAAUGGAUCUGAAUUUGAUAAUCUGUUCGAUUGUAAAUUGAAGAACAUUGAAAUCCAUGAAUUGAAUAAAUUUGAUGGUCAUGCAAGCACUGUCUACUCAGUAUGUUUCUCACCUGAUGGAAAUACAUUAGCAUCUGGUAGCGAAGAUAAGUCUAUCCGUUUAUGGGAUGUCAAAACAGGGUAAUAAAAAGACAAACUAGAUAGUCAUACUAGCACUAUCUACUCAAUAUUUUUCUCUCCUGAUGGAAAUACAUUAGCAUGUAAUGAAGAUAAGUCUAUCCGUCUAUGGGAUGUCAAAACAGGAUAAUAAAAAGCCAAAUUAGAUGGUCAUGAUAAUUGGGUAAGAUCAGUCUGUUUCUCUCCUGAUGGAAAUAUAUUAGCUUCUGGUAGUGAUGAUAAGUCUAUCCGUCUAUGGGAUGUCAAAACAGGAUAAUAAAAAGCCAAAUUAGAUGGUCAUACUAGUACUGUCUACUCAGUCUGUUUCUCUCCUGAUGGAAAUACAUUAGCUUCUGGUAGUGAUGAUAAGUCUAUCCGUCUAUGGGAUGUCAAAACAGGAUAAUAAAAAGCCAAAUUAGAUGGUCAUACUAGUACUGUCUACUCAGUCUGUUUCUCUCCUGAUGGAAAUACAUUAGCUUCUGGUAGUGAUGAUAAGUCUAUCCGUCUAUGGGAUGUCAAAACAGGAUAAUAAAAAGCCAAAUUAGAUGGUCAUACUAGUACUGUCUACUCAGUCUGUUUCUCUCCUGAUGGAAAUACAUUAGCUUCUGGUAGUGAUGAUAAGUCUAUCCGUCUAUGGGAUGUCAAAACAGGAUAAUAAAAAGCCAAAUUAGAUGGUCAUAGUAAUUAUGUCAACUCAGUCUGUUUCUCUCCUGAUGGAAAUACAUUAGCUUCUGGUAGUGAUGAUAAGUCUAUCCGUCUAUGGGAUGUCAAAACAGGAUAAUAAAAAGCCAAAUUAGAUGGUCAUGAUAAUUGGGUAAGAUCAGUCUGUUUCUCUCCUGAUGGAAAUAUAUUAGCUUCUGGUAGUGAUGAUAAGUCUAUCCGUCUAUGGGAUGUCAAAACAGGAUAAUAAAAAGCCAAAUUAGAUGGUCAUAGUAACUAUGUUAUGUCAGUCUGUUUCUCUCCUGAUGGAAAUAUAUUAGCUUCUAGCAGUAGUGAUAACUCUAUCCGUCUAUGGGAUGUUAAAACAGGAUAAGAAAUUAAAUCCUCUGAUAAAAACUACAAAGAUAUUCUUGCAUAAUUUAAGAUUCCACUCUAAUAACAUAACCAUAUUUCGGAAAUUAGUAUUUAUCUCCUAUCAUAUUUUUAUCCUAAAAUUACAUCACUACACUACUUAUAUCCCAAGAAGCAAUAUUUCAAGCCAAAGGAGCUGUAAUUCUGAAAGGAGAGUUUAUCAAUCAAUCAGGUAUAGACUUAAAGACAUUGUUUAAACAAAAGGGUAG